Messenger RNA from Camellia sinensis, 870 nucleotides. The record is from RefSeq and is a predicted model, not a curated record. Lineage: Eukaryota; Viridiplantae; Streptophyta; Magnoliopsida; Ericales; Theaceae.
AUGACUAUUAAUCUUCAAAUGUGGAGCUCAAUCUGCCUUGGAGCUCUUACAGUUCGUAGCCUACUUGCCAUUGCUGCUGCUCGCCAUUGGAGUCUUUGUCAGAUGGAUGUCAAGAACGCCUUUCCCAAUGGCGAUCUCACUAAAGAAGUUUAUAUGCAGCCUCCUCCUAGUUCCUUAGUUCCGUCCACCAAGACAGAACGUGGUGUUCUUCUUCUUCUUCUUCUCUAUGUUAAUGAUAUGAUCAUCACCGAGGAUGACAUAAUGGGUAUCUCUAGUCUCAAAAAGUUUCUCAGUCGCCAGUUUGAGAUGAAAGAUUUAGGUUUGCUUAGUAACUUCCUUGGCUUGGAAAUUUCUUAUGAUUCUUCUGGUUACUUUCUCACCCAAGCCAAGUAUACUUCUGAUCUCUUGGUUCGUGCUGCUCUUACCAAUUGCAAGACUACUCCUACCCCAAUUGAUCCUCAGACUCGUCUCACACCUCUUGAUUUGUUGUCUGAUGGUACCAUAUAUCGUCAGCUAGCUGGCAAUCUUAUUUAUCUCACAAUUAUUCGUCUAGACAUUUCCGAUGUUGUUCACAUUGUCAGUCAGUUCAUGGCUGCUCCUCGCUCUCUGCACUAUGAUGCUCUAAUUCGCAUUUUGUACUAUCUCAAAGGAACUAUGUUUCAUGGUCUUCACUACUCCGCAUACUCAUCUAUACAGUUACACACAUUUUCUGAUGCAGAUUGGGUAGGGGAUCCCAUUGAUCGUCGUUCUACUAUAGGAUUAUGUUUCUUCUUGGGUGAUUGUCUUAUUUCCUGGCGUAGCAAGACGCAAACUCUUGUUGCUCGUUCUAGUACUGAGGCUAAGUAUCGUGCUUUUGCUGACACUACUUAG